GUGAGAAUUUCCUGUAUUGUGAUAUCCGGAACAUUUUAGAAGCUAGUAGUUAUACUGCUUCUUGCUCAGUACUACACAUAUGUGGCUCACCAGUAGAUGCUGCAGGAACAUAUGUAAAUACACCUUUUUUUCUUUCUCUUUUUCUUUUAUAAGUUCUUCACGCACAACUUUUGGAUUCUUUUGCUUCCAGCCCAGCUCUGUGAUCGAGAUCGAACACCACUCUUCCCCAACAAGCACUCCUCGCAGCUUCCCUGCAUCCACCUGGGACAUCAUCUCUCAUGGCAGCUUUUCAGAACAAUUUAUGGAACCUGAUUUCUGGAGCCUUGGCAGUAGUGUGCCUUUUGUUGAUGGCUGCUUUGGGAAUUUUAUUGAAAAAUUCGUUUGCCACAGAAAAUAUUCAGCCAAUACCCAGUCCAGGAUUCACUCUAGAACCCAAGAAAGGCUCUGGCUGCUGUCCUUGCCAAGAAAAGUGGAUUGGGUACCGAUGCAAUUGUUACUUCUUUUCCAAUGAACAAAAAACUUGGGCAGAAAGUAGGGAUUUCUGUGCUUCUCACAAUUCCAGUCUUCUUCAGCUGGAAAGCAAAGAUGAAUUUAGCUUUAGGAUCUCCAGUGGACUUUAUUACUGGAUUGGACUCACUUAUAAUGAAAGACGUGGUGCGUGGCUGUGGGAGGACGGCUCUGCUCUCUCCCGGGAUCUGCAAGGCCCUCCGCAACUAGUGGCUACCCUUCUCCAUAUGGAAUUCACAUCAUGGCUGCUUGCAUCUUCAAAGCCAGAAAGAAAGUGUCUCUGGUUCCUCAAUCUCUGACCUCUAGACUCUUUUAAAAUGUUCAUCUACUUAGAUCAGGCCCACCCAGUAUUACCUCCUUUUUGAUUAUGUCAAAAUCAACUUAAUUGUAUCUGAAAAAUUUUCUCACCUUUUCCAUGUAACCUAAUCUCAUCACAGGAGUGACAUUCCAUCCUAUUCACAAAUCCCACCCUCACUCAAGGUGGGGCAGAUUACAGAGGGCAUUUAUACCAGGAAGCUGGAAUCUUAGGGACCAUCUUAGAGUAUUGCCUAUUACACCAAUUACCUUAGUUAUCUAGUGCCGCUAUAACAGAAAUACCACAAGUGGGUGACAUUAACAGAAAAUUUUUUUCUCACAAUUAGGAGACUAGAAGUCCAUAUUCAGGAUGCUGGCUUUAGGGGAAAGCUUUCUCUGUCAGCUCUGGAGAACAGCUGCUGUUUCUUCAGAUUCUGCUUCCCAGUUCCUUGGAAAUUUCCAUGUGUCUUGGUAUCUAUCUUACUCCAUCUCUGCUCACUGGUUUGCUUGUUUAAUCUCUUAGAUCUCAAAAGGGAUUGAGUAAAGGUACACCUUAGGCUAACUCUGUUUCAUUAACAUAGCAAAGAAAAGCCAUUCUCAAAUGGGAUUAUAACCAUAGGCAUAGAGGUUAGAAUUUACAGCACAUAUUUUUGGGGGGCACUUUUCAAUCCAUAACAUGAACAUACCCAUAUAAAAUGAAACUUUCAUUUCUCAUUUUAUUAAAUUUAAUCAAUGCCUUUUGAAUCUUGAUAAGAUAGCUGAGAAUUUAAAUCACACAUUCUGCAACAAGUAAUUCUAUUCAAUUUUUCCCAAUAUACUAAUUCUCAGCUCCUCCACAGUGACAAGUAAAACCUCACAUAGUAUGCCUGAGAAGGAUGGAGUUAUUUUAGCCAUAUGAAUUGGAGCAGUUCUUUUCUUGUCUUUAGGGAUGCCUAAAAUCGUUCUCUUAUUCUUGGUCAAUAUGGGGGCAGUGGACUAACUGACUAACCAACUAACUAACCAACCAAUUUAUAGUGUGCUAGGGGCCAAUUUGCUUAUUCAUAGCUUGUGCCUGAGACAACUAGUUAGAUAUCCAGUCUUCACUACCUGAUUAGAUGGUCAUAAGAGACUGCUGGAAACUGCUAGAGCUCUCUUGAAAUCAUAUUUUGUCACAGAGACAUCAGCAGUCCAAUAUAAGCAUGAAGCAUGUUUUGUGCAAUUAAAAAAGACAUUGGGAGCUUCUUCCUGAACGUCUCUUGGACCCCCACUGCUUACAUAUAUUCUCUUUCUCAUAUGUAUCACAUUUUUUUUUACUCAUAUAAAGCGUUAUCUGAGUAUGUUCUGUUUCACUUUAUUAUUCAUUUCAAUUAUCUAACCCUGAGAAAUCUUUGGAAUACUUAAACCUCCUUUUCCAUUUCCAUAGUUUUGAGACUUUUUUCUUUAUACCUUAGCGCAGGGAUUAAAAAUAUUUUGUGAAAAUGUACAGAAAUAUUUUCAGCUUUGUGUGUUAGUCUGUGUUUCAACUUCUCAGCUCAGCCAUUGCCUUGCUAAAGAUGUCAGAGACAAUAAGUAAGUAAAUGGUGCAGCUGUGUUCCAAAAAACUUCACUUACAAAAACAGAUGGUAGGUUGGAUUUGGCCUAUAGGUUGUAGUUUGCCAACCUCUGCCAAAAUGUACAAAUGAGGAUAUAAAACACCAAUCCUAUUCUCUACUUUGCCUUACCUUUUUCCAGUUCAGUUCUGACCAAUUGUGAAUGGACCUGUACAUUUUUCAGGAUAAAAAACAGUUUUGUCCUUGAUUGUCUGUCUGUGGUAACCAUCAAUAAUCCUCACCUUCUGGUGUUUGUGUCCUUCUAUAAUUUUCUUUCACAUGGUAUUAGGGUUGUUAUGUAUGACCAAUAGAACAACAGUAGAAAUGAUGGGAUGUUGCUUCUGAGGCUAGGUCAUAAAAGAAAGUGUGAAUUCUGCCUCUUUUGUUUCUCCCAGAUCAGUUGAUCUGGGAGCAGGUAGUUACCAAGUUGUGAGCUACCCUGUGUAGGGGACUGUGUGAUGAGGAAUGGAAGCCUCCUAUGGAAAGUCACAAGGAACUGAGGCCUCUUGGCAGGAGCCAUGUCAGUGAGCCUUCUUGGAAGCCAAGUCUCCAGCCAGAGUCAAGCCUUCGGAUGACUACAGCCCAGCAGACUUCCUGACAGCAACAAGAGAUCCUGAGCCAGAUCCAUCCCUAAAGCUGUUUAGGAUUCCUGUCCUUCAGAAACAGUGUGAAAUUAUAAAUGCUUGUUGUUUAUUUAUUUGUAUAAACUUAGGGAAUGACACCUUAUGAGCUUCAUCCACACCUGGGUCUCAUGAGUUUCUGGACUUUGAGCUGAUGAUGUAAUAGGAUGAUACUUUUGGGGGCCACAGAAGGGGAUGAAUGUAUAUUGCAAGUGGGAAGAGCAGAAAUAAUUGGUGGCCAAAGGGUGGCCUCCUAUAUUAUUCAGCCUCCUAGAUGGUCCCUAAUGGCCCCCACCUCCUGAUAUUCUCACCCUUUUCAAAUAAUCAACCAUAUUCUGUUAAGGUUGAUCUGUAUGAGCAAUAGAAUAUGGCCAAAGUUAUGGUAUGACACUUAUGAGGACAGGCCAUAAAAGAGAGUGAGGCUUCUAUAUUCCAAGGUGCUUGGGAAAAUUUAUAAUCUCACCAGCAGUUUAUGUGAGUUUGUGUUGCUCCUUUUCCUCUCCAACACAUACUAAACAAACAAAUAAACCCGUUGUGCUCAAGUUGAUGCCAACUCAUAGCAACCAUAUAGGAGAGAGUAGAACUGCCCCUUCGGCUUUCCAAGGCUGUAAUCUUUAUGGAAGUAGACUGCUACUUUUCUCUUCCAUGGAGUGGGAGCUUUCAGUUUGUAGCUGAGCACUUUAUUCACUGUGCCACCUGGACUUCUACAUUUGUGAAACUCUCACAUAUCAUCUUCAUCCUUCAUCAAUGUAGAUAACACACUCAUCACCCCGGAAAGUCUCCUAGUGACCCCAAGUACUACUUUCCUCCUGCUCCUACCCACACAGAUGACUAUAGUACGGAUUUUGUUAGCAUAGAUUUUCAUUUUUUAAAGCUUUGUGUAUACAUAUAUAAAAUAUAUAUAACAUAGAACCAUGCAGUUUGUACAUCUUUUGUUUGGAUUUUUUAGCUCAACAUAAUUAUUUUCAGAUUGAUUUGUGUUGUUAUGCGUAUCAAUAAUUGAUUUCUUUUUAUUGGUGAGUAGCGUUCCAUUUUAUGGGUAAAACACAAUUCAUCCAUUCCCUGGUUGAUAGAUAUUUGGGUUGUUUCCAUUUUGUGGUUAUUACUAGUAAAGUUACCAUGUGUAUUCACUCACAAGACUGUGUUUGGACAUAGAUCUUCUUUUGGAUAAAAAUAAUUUUCUAGGAGUAGAAUGGUUGGAUCAUACGGUAGGUGCUUGUUUACAUUCUUAAAAACCUGUCAAACUGUUUUCCAAAGGGAUUGUUCCACUUUAUAUUCCCACUUGCAGUGUUUGAGAGCUCACUUCCUCCACAUCUUGGCCAGCACUGGAAUGAUCUUUAUACUUUUAGCCAUUCUAAUUAGCAUGCAGUAUGGAAACCCUGGUGGCGUAGUGGUUAAGUGCUACGGCUGCUUACCAAAGGGUCAGCAGUUCAAAUCCGCCAGGCGCUCCUUGGAAACUCUACGGGGCAGUUCUACUCUGUCCUAUAGGGUUGCUAUG
Molecule: messenger RNA, 4487 nt
Organism: Loxodonta africana (African savanna elephant)
Lineage: Eukaryota; Metazoa; Chordata; Mammalia; Proboscidea; Elephantidae
Product: natural killer cells antigen CD94-like
Exons: 6
Coding region: 279-806 (175 amino acids)
Biological process (GO): stimulatory C-type lectin receptor signaling pathway; positive regulation of natural killer cell mediated cytotoxicity
Cellular component (GO): plasma membrane; external side of plasma membrane
Molecular function (GO): transmembrane signaling receptor activity
Source: RefSeq, a predicted model, not a curated record